Physella acuta is the source of this 1319-nucleotide messenger RNA. RefSeq lists its product as uncharacterized. Lineage: Eukaryota; Metazoa; Mollusca; Gastropoda; Physidae. The record is from RefSeq and is a predicted model, not a curated record.
AUGUUAACUACAAGAACAGCUGGUGCUGUAGAGUCUAGCGAUGUGUUUCGGUGACUCACGGUUCUCCCCUCAAUAUGACAACCAUCGCAUGCAAACAACAAUCUGAACUUUUAAAUCGAGAACUAUAUUCAAGUCAAACAUGAAGAUAUUGGUGUGAACAUGGACAUGGACUCUAUGUGUAACAUCGCGAUGUCUGACAUCAUGAUGUCGGGCGAGGAAAUGAUGUCAACUGGCAGAGAUAAGAUACGGGCGGGGAGAUAACCCUCCACCAACUGAAUGUGAAGAAAUCUCUAGCUGGGUUUCACGCCUCACUGAUCUCAGCUACGCUUGAGCCGACACGGCUAUAGACCGUUGCCCCGUCUUUGACCCGUCGCGACAAAAACGGGCUAAUACGGGACCACAUUUCUGACUAUAUAAAGGGAACCUAACUAGGUUUUUUAAAUACUUGGUUUUCUGUUGGACUCUCGCUUCCUCUUAAUAUUGUGUAACUUAGGAUAUUUGAAGGAAACAGUGGACUGUUUGCGUGAUUUCGAAGCUCAGUUUUUUAAUUCUGAAAUACGUGAUUCAUUGGAUAAAAUAAAAAGUGAAAUGUUGGAAGUUUGAUACACGACAUUAUUCUACGGCUCAGCUGUUAGGUUGGCAGACGAUAGCUGACCAGCUGUCGCCGUUGUGUGCAUGGAAUUAUGGUCCAAGUCUGACUGACGACAGGACAGGACAAGAUGAGGACACAGACUUUGUUUACGUUCCUGUCUGCGCAGAUAUGGAAUAUUGGAAUCGUCUGCUUGAUAUCUGGUCACGUGCAAGGAGACAACUCUUGGUCAGCUUGGCUUCCAACAACAAUUAUCAGGGGAGACAACCAGACCGUCUUCAGCCUGAAAGGUAUUUCCAAUUACAAAUGUUCAUCUGGUGACGUCAUCGAAGCCCAGUGCCGAAGAACGGAUUUGUCAACAGAGAGCGAUCACGUGGUGUCCUGCAACGUCACGGAUAGCACGAGCGUCUACGUCAUUGGUAACUGCGACAAAAACUGUACGGUGGAGUUGCGGUUCUUGUGUCCGUCUUUAGAAUCUGAUGAGAAUUGCUUGUACCUGCUCACCUGCUCUACGUGCCUGUACCUGCUCUACGUGCUGUACCUGCUCUACCUGCUGUACCUGCUGUACCUGCUGUACCUGCUGUACCUGCUGUACCUGCUCUACCUGCUGUACCUGCUGUAUCUGCUGUACCUGAUGUACCCUUGCUGUACCUGCUCUACCUGCUGUACCUGCUAUAGCCUGCUCUACCUGCUGUACCUGCUCUACCUGCUAUAUCUGCUGUACGCUUGA